AUGAUGGAAGUGAUGCUAAAGCUGAAAGGCCAGACCGGCACGCUUGCAAAAAACCGACUGCAUUAUGCUGUAUGUUCAGUUUUCUUUUACCAGUUGUUGGUACCACAUCUUCAUUUCAAUACAUUUGUAUGGAGGCAGUGA
This is a messenger RNA of Gongylonema pulchrum, 141 nucleotides long. The record is from the annotation of a GenBank genome assembly. NCBI's taxonomy places the organism in Eukaryota, Metazoa, Nematoda, Chromadorea, Rhabditida, Gongylonematidae.